AUGUUAAACCAGAGCUGUGUCACUGAGUUCAUACUCCUGGGACUUUCACAGAACCCCACAAUUGAGAAAAUAUUAUUUGUUUUAUUUUUGUUUUUCUACCUUGCAACCAUUGUGGGCAACAUGAUAAUUGUGGUCACAAUUAUAAGCAGUCCCUCACUCCUUGGUAUGCCCAUGUACUUCUUUUUGUCUUUCCUAUCUUUCCUGGAUGCAUGUAUUUCUUCUGUAAUCACACCCAAGAUGAUCAUUGACUUCUUCUAUGAGAGGAAGACCAUCUCCUUUGAAUGUUGCAUGACACAGCUAUUUGCAAUCCACUUCUUUGCAGGGGCAGAAGUGAUUGUCCUAGCAGCCAUGGCCUAUGACCGCUAUGUGGCCAUUUGCAAGCCCCUUCAUUAUUCUUCCAUCAUGAACAGGAGGAUGUGUGGCAUUCUGGUGGGGAUAGCAUGGACAGGAGGCUUCUUGCAUUCUAUCAUACAAAUUAUCUUCACUUUGCAGCUACCCUUCUGUGGACCCAAUUCCAUUGAUCAUUUCAUUUGUGACUUGUUCCCAUUACUAAAGCUUGCCUGCACUGACACACAUAUUUUUGUUGUUUUAGUGUUUGCCAACAGUGGGUCUAUUUGCAUCAUUAUUUUUUCCUUAUUACUUGUUUCUUACUGUAUCAUCUUGUUCUCUCUGAGAUCUCACAGCUCUGAAGGGCAGCGUAAAGCUCUCUCCACUUGUGGAUCCCACAUUACAGUUGUGCUUUUGUUCUUUGUCCCGUGCAUAUUAAUAUAUGCACGAAAUACUUCUGCAUUCUCUUUUGAGAAAAACGUGUUUAUAUUUGCUGAUGUCCUGACACCACUGCUCAAUCCUAUAGUUUACACUUUCAGGAAUAAAGAAAUGAAGACUGCCAUUGGGAAAAUGUGGAGGAGAUUGUUUAAAAUUUCUGGUAAACAGUAA
Cricetulus griseus (Chinese hamster) is the source of this 936-nucleotide messenger RNA. Lineage: Eukaryota; Metazoa; Chordata; Mammalia; Rodentia; Cricetidae. The record is from RefSeq and is a predicted model, not a curated record.